Molecule: messenger RNA, 1500 nt
Organism: Knipowitschia caucasica
Lineage: Eukaryota; Metazoa; Chordata; Actinopteri; Gobiiformes; Gobiidae
Source: the annotation of a GenBank genome assembly
AUGAUCCAGAGGCGAGGGUCAGGAGAGCACAAGAGAGGGUCAGGAGAGCACAGGAGAGCACAGGAGAGGGUCAGGAGAGCACAGGAGAGGGUCAGGAGAGCACAGGAGAGCACAGGAGAGGGUCAGGAGAGCACAGGAGAGGGUCAGGAGAGCACAGGAGAGCACAGGAGAGGGUCAGGAGAGCACAGGAGAGGGUCAGGAGAGCACAGGAGAGCACAGGAGAGGGUCAGGAGAGCACAAGAGAGGGUCAGGAGAGCACAGGAGAGCACACAGGAGAGGGUCAGGAGAGCACAGGAGAGGGUCAGGAGAGUAGAGGAGAGGGUCAGGAGAGCACAGGAGAGGAUCAGGAGAGCACAGCAGAGGGUCAGGAGAGGGUCAGGAGAGCACAGGAGAGGGUCAGGAGAGCACAGGAGAGGGUCAGGAGAGCACAGGAGAGGGUCAGGAGAGCACAGCAGAGGGUCAGGAGAGGGUCAGGAGAGCACAGGAGAGGGUCAGGAGAGCACAGGAGAGGGUCAGGAGAGUAGAGGAGAGGGCCAGGAGAGUAGAGGAGAGGAUCAGGAGAGCACAGGAGAGGGUCAGGAGAGCACAGGAGAGGGUCAGGAGAGUAGAGGAGAGGGCCAGGAGAGUAGAGGAGAGGAUCAGGAGAGCACAGGAGAGCACAGGAGAGGGAGAGUAGAGGAGAGGGUCAGGAGAGCACAGGAGAGGGUCAGGAGAGCACAGGAGAGGAUCAGGAGAGCACAGGAGAGGGUCAGGAGAGCACAGGAGAGGGCUAGGAGAGCACAGGAGAGGGUCAGGAGAGUAGAGGAGAGGGUCAGGAGAGUAGAGGAGAGGGUCAGGAGAGUAGAGGAGAGGGUCAGGAGAGCACAGGAGAGGGUCAGGAGAGCACAGGAGAGGGUCAGGAGAGCACAGGAGAGGAUCAGGAGAGCACAGGAGAGGGUCAGGAGAGUAGAGGAGAGGGUCAGGAGAGUAGAGGAGAGGGUCAGGAGAGUAGAGGAGAGGGUCAGGAGAGCACAGGAGAGGGUCAGGAGAGCACAGGAGAGGGUCAGGAGAGCACAGGAGAGGGUCAGGAGAGUAGAGGAGAGUAGAGGAGAGGGUCAGGAGAGCACAGGAGAGGGUCAGGAGAGUAGAGGAGAGAGUCAGGAGAGUAGAGGAGAGGGUCAGGAGAGUAGAGGAGAGGGUCAGGAGAGUAGAGGAGAGGGUCAGGAGAGCACAGGAGAGGGCCAGGAGAGCACAGGAGAGGGUCAGGAGAGCACAGGAGAGGAUCAGGAGAGCACAGGAGAGGGUCAGGAGAGCACAGGAGAGGAUCAGGAGAGUAGAGGAGAGGGUCAGGAGAGUAGAGGAGAGGGUCAGGAGAGUAGAGGAGAGGGUCAGGAGAGCACAGGAGAGGGUCAGGAGAGUACAGGAGAGGGUCAGGAGAGUACAGGAGAGUACAGGAGAGUACAGGAGAGGGCCAGGAGAGCACAGGAGAGGGUCAGGAGAGCACAGGGUCCAGCAUGUUAG